Molecule: messenger RNA, 4470 nt
Organism: Myripristis murdjan (pinecone soldierfish)
Lineage: Eukaryota; Metazoa; Chordata; Actinopteri; Holocentriformes; Holocentridae
Gene: large2
Product: LARGE xylosyl- and glucuronyltransferase 2
Exons: 16
Coding region: 722-2965 (747 amino acids)
Biological process (GO): protein O-linked glycosylation via mannose
Cellular component (GO): Golgi apparatus
Molecular function (GO): xylosyltransferase activity; glucuronosyltransferase activity
Source: RefSeq, a predicted model, not a curated record
GCACAUGAAUGAGAGACAGAAAGAGACAGAACCACAGAGAGGUUGUCGCUCAUCUUUGCAGCGUCGGCUUAAGCCACACAGCACAGCCCUGACUCUCCCGACCCAGGCAGGGGACUCAAUCAGGGGGGAUCUCUCCAGCGACCCAGCCCCUUCCACUGGAGCUCUGGAGGUGACACUGUGCCUGUCGUCCACCAGAAGGCUGACUCACUUCAUCGAGUGUGUGUGUGUGUUUUUGAUGUGAGUGCGAGCACUACUCAGAGGGUAGUUUUGCAGCACUGCUUACAGCUGAUAAUGUGUGACUUGAGUACCCGAGUGUGACAGACACACACAUAAACACACACACUCUGGAUCUGAGAGAAUGCCACUCUCUCCUGCAGAUGCUUUUCCCUGAUUCUGGAUGGCUUUCGGAUGGUUUACAAAUCCCCGGGAUUUGGAUAUAGAGUGAAUCACGGCUCACAGCUGGAGUGGAAGUAACACCUCCAAGAAAAGCAGAUUGGAUAGUCUCCCCGAGAUUCCUGUGCCAGCUGGAUUUCUCCACUACGAGUGAGGAGCCUCUCAAUCUAUUCCCAUCAGUUUUCACACCUCGGAGUUUCCGUCUGCGAGUCUGAUGAAAGGAUGCUACAGGGAGCCAACGACGGACUGAGCCCUACCUGAACCCCCCCUUUCCCCUCCCCUCCCUGACCCCUGACCCCCUCCAGAGCCCCGUGCCCGCCAUCCCAUCAUGCACCUGCUGUGCCGUGGGCGCAUGAAGCUGCUGGUGGCGUCCUUCACAGCCAUCGUCCUCCUCACCUGGCUCUACCUGCUGGCUGGCAACCUGGAGAAUGGUCGGUCCCUCCUCCUGGCUCCCUGCCUGGCCGACACCCCUGCGGCGCACGUCCUAGAGCGGACCGUUCUCGAGUCGCGGGUCCGAGAGGUGGAGGAGGAGAAUCGCCAGAUCCGACUGCAGCUCAGCCAAACGCAGGGAACGGCCGCCCAGCCUCCAGAUGGCAACCAGCAGUGGGGCGCGUCUGCCGACACGGGGCCGGAGGACGUGGAGAACACGGCGGAGGAGAAGAACAACCACACCGAGUGUCCGCGCUCGCCAACCGUCCAAAAGUGUGAGCUGAUCCAUGUAGCAUGCGUUUGUGCCGGUCACAACGCCAGCAGAGACGUGGUCACCCUGGUCAAGUCUAUCCUCUUCCACAGGAGAAACCCUCUUCACUUUCAUUUCAUCACCGACACAGUAGCCAAUCGCAUCCUGAGUUCUCUGUUCCAGUCCUGGAUGGUUCCGUCCGUGCAUGUCAGCUUCUAUGAUGCAGAUGAACUCAAGUCGGAGGUGUCGUGGAUACCCAAUAAGCAUUACUCAGGUAUUUACGGCCUGAUGAAGCUGACACUGACCAAAGCCUUGCCCUCCGACCUGUCCAAAGUCAUCGUCCUGGAUACAGACAUCACCUUCGCCACUGACAUCGCUGAGCUCUGGGGCAUUUUUCGGAAGUUCACCGACAAACAGGUGAUUGGACUGGUGGAAAACCAGAGUGACUGGUACCUGGGGAACCUGUGGAAAAACCACAAGCCCUGGCCUGCCCUGGGACGGGGAUUCAACACAGGGGUGAUUCUGCUCUACCUGGAGCGUCUGCGCCGAAUUGGCUGGGAGCAGAUGUGGCGGUUGACUGCAGAGAGAGAGCUAAUGAGCAUGCUCAGUACUUCACUGGCUGAUCAGGAUAUCUUCAAUGCCUUUAUAAAGCAGAACCCUGUCCUGGUGCACCAGCUGCCCUGCUUCUGGAAUGUCCAGCUGUCGGACCACACCCGCUCCGAGCAGUGCUACACGGAGGUGUCUGACCUCAAGGUGAUCCACUGGAACUCCCCUAAGAAGCUCCGUGUGAAGAACAAGCACGUGGAGUUUUUUAGGAACCUCUACUUGACCUUCCUCGAAUACGAUGGAAACCUGUUGAGACGAGAGCUGUUCGGCUGCCCUACCCAGGCCAGCCCAGAGAGCGUCCAGCUGCAGGCUGCGCUGGAGGAGCUGGAUGAGGACGACCAGUGUUACGACUUCCGCCGUGAGCGAAUCACAGUGCACCGUGUGCACCUCUACUUCCUGCAGUAUGAGUACACGCCCACUGGAGAUGACACCGAUGUCACACUGGUUGCCCAGCUCUCUAUGGACAGGCUACAGAUGUUGGAGGCCAUUUGUAAGCACUGGGAGGGCCCCAUUAGCCUGGCUCUCUACAUGUCAGAUGCUGAGGCCCAGCAGUUCCUGCGCUAUGCCCAGGCCUCCGAGGUCCUCAAAAACCGCAAGAAUGUGGGCUAUCACAUCGUCUACAAGGAGGGCCAAUUCUACCCAGUAAACCUUGUGAGGAACGUGGCCCUGAAGAAUGUCAACACGCCGUACGUGUUCUUGGCCGAUGUAGACUUCUUGCCCAUGUAUGGUCUCUAUGAUUACCUCAGAAAGUCUGUGGUGCAGCUGGACAUGGCCCACACUAAGAAGGCUUUGGUGGUUCCAGCUUUUGAGACGCUACGAUACCGCUUGUCCUUCCCUAAAUCCAAAGCUGAGCUGCUCUCCAUGCUGGACAUGGGGACCCUCUAUACCUUCAGGUACCAUGUAUGGACCAAGGGCCAUGCUCCUACCAACUAUGCCAAAUGGCGAACAGCCACCACACCCUAUAAGGUUGAGUGGGAGUCAGACUUUGAACCUUACGUCGUGGUGAGACGGGACUGUCCGGAGUAUGACCAGCGCUUCGUGGGCUUUGGCUGGAACAAGGUGUCCCAUAUAAUGGAGCUGGAUGCACAGGAGUAUGACCUGAUGGUCCUCCCCAAUGCUUUCAUGAUCCACAUGCCCCACGCUCCCAGCUUUGACAUCUCAAAGUUUCGCUCCAGCCCCAGUUACCGCAACUGCCUGAGCACCCUCAAGGACGAGUUCCACCAGGACCUGUCCAGAAAGUACGGCUCCGCUGCGCUGAAGUACCUCACUGCCCAGAGGAACAUCUAAAAGCAAGACUCACGAGAGUCAGCCUGCUUCCUAGUCAGUCCCUGAGCUUCUCACGGACAAGGCCUGGAGCUAAGGGAUGUACUGAAGCAGCACUCUGCAGUCUGCUACAGGCAUGUAUCACUACUGCUGAGUGUGAGGAUGACGGCAAAGCUUCACAGCCCUUUUGAACAGUCUUGGAACGGGCUCCUGUGUGUUAGUUCUCCAGUCAGCCCCACUUCAAGGUGACUGUGGAUGGAGUAUAGAGAUGAAAACCAAACAGGACAGGAUGACAGUGGAGUUCUUCUCCGCCGGAAUCACUGGGCAGAAAGUCUGUCAUAAGGGAUGACGCUUGAGUGUGGAUACAGAUCGGACUAGCUUUAAGGCAAUGGAAACAACAACCAUAUUGCUAUGAUUUGUUCUGACAAUCAGGGCUUUUUUUCCAGAAGACACAUUUUGAAUCAAUCCGUCCGCAUGGAUCGCUGGACAUUUUGCUUAAGGACACAAAGCAUCGGGACCUGUGUCAUUUUGGGAAAAUCAGCAUCGGAAGAGAAGAAUAUCACAAAGGGGGAUACAUUCAGAUAAGAUUUGCUGAGGCCAGUCGAACUGGAGAAACAUUUAAGCCUUAUCAUUUUCCAUAAUAUUUAAUAAGAUGUGAUAUUAAUAUUUUCCUUUUUUUUCAGUGUAAAUGAUUACCAAUGAUCAUUGGUAUGCCCAAUGUUUUGAUUACAGUGUCACAUAAGAGUUGCUUUAUUUUUCCUUUCUAUAUUUUCGGACCCCUUGAAAAGAAAAUAUAUCAUGUCCCAGUUUUAGUUAUUGGAGAGGAUCUGUGGGCUUGAGGGAUGUGUGUGCGCGUGCAAGGGUGAAUGUGUGUGUGUGUGUGUGUGUGUGUGUGUGUGUGUGUUUGCACGUGCACUCUGGGCAUGUCUUCAACAUGCUUACUGCUUGACUUUGUGUCACUGUGUCAUUCUUGCUUCUGUCUCGACCACACUGACGACAUGGAUAUUUGCUUGCAUCGAAACAGUUGCACUACAUUUUUGUUUCCCAGCAGAAAAUAGAAACCAUGAAAUGAUUUUCUCAUCUCGUUUCUCAUCUGAAAGAAGCGAAACCUUUGAUGCGAUGCGUAUGCCAUCACUGAUUGGGACCAUCUCACACGACCAACGCUGAAACGAUACAAUGAGCUGUUACCAUUGAACCUAUUUCCCAUGAGACUGCUGCACACGGGUGAAGGGCAAGAUAUUUCUUUCUUUUUUUUUUGUGCCAUAACAUCCAUAAUGUAUCUGAUUCACUGGAUAUAUGUGCCAUCUACUGUACCACCCGCCACCCAUUUCUCAUUAGCUUAAUCUUCCCAGCUGCAUUCAUUUUUUGUUUUGCUUUAAACAUGCAUCCUCUUUCUGACCUCCUCCUUUUCAUUUCUGUAAAAAUAGUGAAAAAAACAACUAUUUUCCACCUCACUCUGUCCCUUUUUGGCAUUUAGCAGGCUAGUAGAGAGGAUUUUAAAAAAAAAAAUCUACUAUAAUAUCCACAUA